Conger conger (European conger) is the source of this 3784-nucleotide messenger RNA. It is a transcript of the gene haus3, whose product is annotated as HAUS augmin-like complex, subunit 3. Gene Ontology annotation, biological process: centrosome cycle; spindle assembly. The record is from RefSeq and is a predicted model, not a curated record. Gene Ontology annotation, cellular component: centrosome; mitotic spindle; HAUS complex. The transcript has 5 exons. The coding region runs from base 592 to 2511 and encodes 639 amino acids. Lineage: Eukaryota; Metazoa; Chordata; Actinopteri; Anguilliformes; Congridae.
AUGUUAGCUAUACAAUAAGCUUUAUCCACUUAAAGUCGUAAAAACUCAUGGCUACCAUUAUUUUGAUUUGAUUAGUUGAUAAAUACAAUGUAUGCUAAGUCGAUUUAGCUAGAUUUUAUGACCAAACUAACGUUCCCAAUGAAUAAGUUACCUGCUCCAAUGACAUAUUGCGCGUUUUUUCUUCUUUUAAGUUUUCUGGCGGGUAGUACUAACAGAGUAUAGAUGAACGCCACCUAUUGUACCAGUGGUCAGUCUGAAGGUUUGGGAGGCGGGGGGAGUAGUUGGAGGAGGCGGGAAGGAGUUGGAGGCGAGGUGUCCUCAGUCCGCCGUCAGACCCCUCGCAACCAAUCAGUAGGAAGAGCCAGCACAUGCGCAUCAGCAGCGGCUUCCGGCAAGUUUGAGUCGGAGGAGCGCGAAACUGCGGAGACGAAGCAGACCGACGGUUGGAAAUUGACACUAAGGACACUAGCUCUGGAGGAAUAAUCUACAGGAUAUGUGGGACUGACUGGACACCUUCCCAUUGGUGUUCUCCUCGCAUACGUACAUGUAAUUCGUAUAACUUCACCGCUGUGUGUGGGAACCGGUGCAGAAAUGUUGGACGGGGGUCGGUUUGUGGAGGCGGUGGCCAGGCUGGGCUACCCGGGCGCCUCCGCGCUCAAGGGCGAGGAUUUUGACUGGCUGUUCGACACGCCCGAGCACCAGCACUUCCUGCGCUUCCUAUGCAACACCGUGAACGAGAACAACGUGCUAACCGCGGAGGAGGUGCGCUCGUUCCGCGCCUUGCGCGACUGCGGGAAGCCCCUGCUGGACGAGGCCGAGCUCGCGGAGGCUCUCCGGGCGUGCCGGGUCGCCCCGGCGCACGGGGCCCCGUCGCUCACGCGGCUGGAGGAGACGGACGUGUCGCAGCUGGAGGAGGAGCUCCAGGCCCUGCGCCGCGAGAAGAGGCUGAAGACGCAGCGGCUGAGGAGGCUUCAGGUCCUGGCCACCGCCCGCUCCGACACCGCCCUGCGCCUGGCCUCGCGGCGAGAGGACGCCGCCGCCGGGAUGAGGGACGACCUCGCCGCCCUGGGGGCCGAAAACGCCGAAACCAACGGCGCGCUGCAGGCGCUGGCCGACGAGGUGAAGGGGCUGGCCGGCUUCCUCCGCGUGGAGGCCCCGCCGCAGGGCGGUGACGGGGCCGAGCCCGCCCCAGCCCCGCUCCUCUCGCAGGGAGGCCCGGCGCCCGUCUUCCUCUCCCAGCUCUCCCUGGAGCCCUACCUGCGCCAGGAGGAGAGCAACACCAAGACCCUGGCCCUCUACACCCAGAAGCAGUUCUUCACGGGCAUCACGGACAUGGUGGAGACCUCCAGCCGGGCGAACUUCCCGCUGGUGGACCCCGGCGGCCGCGCGCAGGAGGACGAGGGCGCGGUGGAGGCCCGACGCACGGAGAUGGCCCGGCUGCAGUGGGCCCACAUCGUGGCCCGGCACCAGCUGCUCCACGCCCAGGCCCAGGAGCAGGGAGCCAGGGCCGGCCUGCAGUGGAUCACCCAGACCCUGCGUGGGAAGGCCAAGCCGUGUGCGUCGGCGCAGGCUCUCCAGAUGCGCGAGGCGGGCUUCCGGCAGGACCUGCGGGCGGUGGAGGGCGAGCUGGAGGCCCUGGGGCGCGCGGCGGUGCCGGCGGCGGUCAGGGAGAGCGCGCGGCUCCUGAACGUGCCCGUGGUGCGCGGGGACCUGCAGCUGCAGCUGGCGCGCCAGCGCUACUACACGGCGCGGCAGGACCGCGUGUGCGCCUGCCUGCUGCGGCAGAAGGCCUCCUUCGAGCUGCUGCGCCUGGCCCAGGAGCUGGAGCUGCGGGAGGGCGGCCGUCUGCGGGGGCGGCUGGAGGAGCUGGGCGGCACGCUGGGGCGCUGCGACGCCUCCCUCAGGCGGCGGCUCCACGCCUUCGCCCAGCCCGAGCUCGGACUCGCCCACGCCGCCCGGCCCUGCAGCAUCAUCGGCACCAGGGACCCCGCCUUCAGCAGGCUGUGUAAAGCCCUGGAGCGGGACGGGGAGGUGGCGGGGGGGCGGGAAGAGCCCUUCAGGACGUACGAGGGGCUGGAGCGCGCGGCGCGGGGGCGGCGGGAGGCUCUGCGUUCGGCCCGGGAGGCGCUGGCCGGGGCGGGCCGGGACCAGGCGGCCGCGGCGGCCCGUCUGGAGGCCGACCGAGACUCUCUGCACGGGGCGGCGUACUCUGGGCUGCAGCAUCUGGUGCUGACGCCGCAGGUAUGUGCCACGCCCGCCCAGGAGCUCUGCCCAAACUCGCAGGAGCUGAGGGGGCACUUGCAGCACCUGGAGGCGGAGCUCGGCAGCCUCAAUAACCUGAUGAAGGACAUGGUGGGGGAGAUCCGGGGCAAGAGGGCCCAGCUGGAGCACAACCGCACCCUGAGGCGGGAGCGCGACCUCUACGUCUACUUCCACCUGGACGACAAGCUGCUGAAGAGGGUGGUGCAGGACCUGGAGGGCAGGGUCUGCGGGAAGGGGGAGCGCUCCUAGGGGCCCCUGGGGCACGCCGGUGGGCCCCUCCUGUCACGUGGGCCGUGGGAGGCCCCAGAAGAGUUUUGGCUGCUUCACAUGAGCUCUUCUGUAGGAGCAGCCUAGACACACCCUUCCUCCACCGGCUUAUGGGACGUCGGCUUAGGUUUGGUUUCUUUGUUGAAUCCAAACUGGGGUAACUGUGCUUGAAGACCUUGGGCUGGAUAGCUGAUGGCCAGGUGGCUGUGUGUGUGUGUGUGUCACAAUAAAGUCUUUAAGCAGUUCACCCCAGUGGUUUUUGUGGAAAUCCCAACAGGUCUGACUGGAGUGCCAUGUAUCCCACUGCAGAGUUUCCCUUCAGUGCAUCCUCUGACUUUUUCUCCAGCAAUGCUCUUCUGCAACUCAAAGGAUCGUGUGGACUGACUUUAUAUGGCUCUUAUCUCAUAUUUCUUGAGGCUGUUCAUCAGUGGAGGUUUCUUGUUCAGAUAAUCUCCACUCUUGGGUUUCGGAUAUCACACUUACUUUCCCCGUACUGAUAACAGUUUUUAUACCGUUUUUUCUUUGUACAACGUUGUUGCUAUCAAAAUAUUAUUUUUGUGUUAGUCUGAUGCAAGUUAAUCCGACCAAUAACUGACUUCUAAGGGUACCUGGUCCUUGGCUUAUGAAAUGAGCCUUAGGUCUUAGCAUAUGGACGUAAGCGUAGCAUCCAUUACAUGUAUAUCAUUGUUGUAUGUAUGUAUGUAAUUGUUGAUGCCUUAAAUUGUCAUUACUGCAUAAACCAAUAUUUUAAACUAACUUUAAAAUCUAUUUUUUCUGUAAAAAUGACAUUUGUGGGAUGAAAUGAAAUGUCCUUAUCAAAAUGUAUUUGCAUUUUAACAUGCAUUUUAACACUUUUUGUGUGUGAUUUUGCAAUUAAAAUGUAAUGUGACCUCUAGGACCCAGCCUUGCUGAUCCCAUGCUCUCUGUGGUCAGUUGAUACUGACAGUUUGUCAGUUGAUUGGAGUGCCACAACUAGCAUUCCAUUUCCUUUUCUUUUUAUGACAUUUUCCUUUGUGAUAUUUGCAUCAACUUUCGUGAGAAAACAAGAUUUGAAUAAAAUGCUAGCCUUUUUGUUGUAUUAGUCGAUUUAACAGACGUUAACAUUGUCAUUGCUUGUGUGGGUUCAUACAUUUUGCAUCAGUUAUGGUGUGGAUUCAUCAUCCAUCACUGGAAAGGUUUACUUGAACUGUCCCACCCCUAGUUGAAAGGCCCUUGGCGCCACUGUCUGUGUCCUUCAUUGAGAGCCUUCCCUUCA